Messenger RNA from Fopius arisanus, 1191 nucleotides. RefSeq names its product leukocyte receptor cluster member 1 homolog. The coding region runs from base 114 to 980 and encodes 288 amino acids. The transcript has 3 exons. The record is from RefSeq and is a predicted model, not a curated record. Lineage: Eukaryota; Metazoa; Arthropoda; Insecta; Hymenoptera; Braconidae.
AAGCAAUUAUUUACUAGAAAAUUUAUAUGGAUUAUUGUUCAGACAUUGCGAAGUGAUUGAAAAGUGAUUAUUCUGAUCGAGUGGAGGGUAUCUUAUAAUAAUAAUUCCUCAUAAUGAAUAUUCUACCGAAAAAAAGGUGGCAUGUGAGGACCAAGGAAAAUAUUGCUAGAGUUCGUCGAGAUGAGGCUCAAGCUGCAGAAGAGGAGAAAGAACGUAAAGCAAGAGCUCAAAAAGCCGAAACUGAAGCCCGAAUAAAUUUACUCCGUGAACAAUCCCGAAGAAAAUACGAUGGCCGGGAUAAAACAGUGGAAAUUGCAUCGAAACCAGAAGUCCUUGAGCACGUGAAUUUUUUCAAAGACAUUGAGGAUGGAAAAAUCGAUUACAACAAACCGAAUGCAGAGCACGAGGCCGAGAAAAAAGAAGAGAAGGAGAAAUAUGAAAAGCAGAUUGGAUAUUUGACGUAUCUAGGACAGGACACGAACGAGGCAACAGGAAAAAAAAAUUGGUACGACGAAUUGCCUCUCAGGGUGACUGAUGCUGAGCCCUCGAAAGAAAUUCAGGAGAAAAAAAAAUUGUUGCACGAUCCUCUGGUAGAUGUGAGAAGAUAUCUGAGCAUCAUGGGCUCCUCCAGCUCUGGAGACACCAGAGUCAAGUCAGAAACCUCCAGAAAACGUGAACUGACGUCUGACGACGAGAUAUCGUCGAAAAAGCACAAGAAGCAUAAGAAAAAAUCGAAGAAAUGUAAAUACGACAAGAGAGAGAAGAAACCGGAUGUCGAUAUCGAGAGGUUGAGGGCCAAGAGAUUGCUGAGAGAGCAAUCAGAGAAAUUUAAAACUGAAGCCCUCUUGGCCAAGAUGAGGGGCGAUCCUCUGCCUAUCGUAAAAAAAGAGGUGUCCACACCGGUUAUCAAACAAAAAUAUAAUUCACAGUUUUGCCCGGAAAUUGCUAGGCAAAAUGCCGAGAGGACUCCUAGGCAUUAGUCCUCGUCGUCUUGGACAUUGUAGAUAAUGUAUAUUUUGUUUUAUCGAUAAAAAAUUAUUCCCACGCCCUCAGGAAUUUUUUAGGAUCCCUUGAAGAUCGUCCACAAAAAUCUCGAUUGUUCUCGAUUAUUCGGAAACAUUCAGAAAAAUAACAGAAAGCGUUGGAUUAUUAUUUGUUCGAAUUCUGAAUCGUUUUGUAUGAAUAAAAAUG